Molecule: messenger RNA, 2589 nt
Organism: Polypterus senegalus (gray bichir)
Lineage: Eukaryota; Metazoa; Chordata; Cladistia; Polypteriformes; Polypteridae
Exons: 3
Coding region: 1-2589 (862 amino acids)
Biological process (GO): telomere maintenance; DNA repair
Molecular function (GO): DNA helicase activity
Source: RefSeq, a predicted model, not a curated record
AUGGGAGCUAAAAUUUCACCACCUCCUGGCUAUGGGCCAUACUGUUUCCGAAUCCACGGUUCAAUUUGUCACAGAGCAGGAACACUACAUCCUCAACAGGGCGAAAACAGACAGUUUGCACAACUAUACAUUUUAGAUCCCUCCGAAGCUGCAGAGCAAAGAAUGCAAAUUUCUGCCAACUCAGGAAUAAAUUCAGAGCUUAUGCAAACAUUAAGUACAUUUAUGGCGCAAUUCAAUCCUUUUGCAGAGGCCUGCAAAAUGUUGUACCACGUUGAAAAAGAAUAUGAGGAGGAUGCCACCAAAACCGGCAAUGUUAUUAAGGAAUUGUCCAUGACAAUAGUAGAAGAUCGCAAAAAUGACCAAAGGCGCUAUAACGCACCUAAAUAUAAUGAGCCCACAAGCUUUAUUAACUUUAGCAAUCCUAGAGUAAGAGUCACUCAAAUGCAAUACUACGGUUACCGUCUUUCCAUCAGAGAGGAUUUUAACCCUGUCUUAAAUGCUGGCCGCCUUACACAGCAAUAUAUAGUUGAUGCAUAUGUAAAAACAGAAGCCAACAGACUCAAUUAUAUAUGUCAAAAUCAGCCUAAAUUGCACGUUGAAAAAUACUCAGGAUUAAUGGAUCAUUUACUUAAUGAAGCCAAUGAAGCAGGCCUGAGUCUUGGAAAAAUGUAUAUUUUGCCUUCUUCAUUUGCAGGUAGCCCCAGAAACAUGCUACAAAAUUAUCAAGAUGCUAUGGCAAUUGUCAGAAAAUAUGGAAAACCUGAUCAUUUUAUUACAAUGACAUGCAAUCCCAAAUGGGAAGAGAUUGUAAAUAACCUUCAACGUGGUCAACCUGUUGAUGGACAACCACAUUUAGUUGCAAGAGUAUUUCACCUAAAACUGAAAGCUCUGAUCGAUGAUAUCUGUAAAAAACAUAUUUUUGGAGUCCUAAAAGCAAUAGUCUACGUGAUAGAAUUUCAAAAGAGAGGUUUACCACAUGCUCACAUACUUCUCAUUCUUAAAGAAAGCUGUAAACCAAAAAAUGAAGAACUGAUAGAUAAAAUUGUUUCUGCUGAAAUCCCUAAUAUAGAAAUCACUCCUCCCUUACAUGCAAUUGUAACAAAACAUAUGAUUCAUGAACCAUUUGGAGCACUCAAUCCUAAUUCUUCAUGUAUGACAAAUGACAAAUGCUCUAAGGAUUUUCCGAAGGAAUUCCAAAUAAAAACUAUUGCUAACAGUAAUGGCUAUCCAAAGUACAAGAGAAGAAAUACAGGCCAAAGUAUAAUUCUUAAUGGAAAGAAAAUUGAUAACAGUUGGGUUGUACCAUAUAAUCCUUACCUAGCCUUGAAGUACAAUUGCCACAUUAAUGUUGAAGUUUGCGCACCAGUGAAAAGCGUUAAAUACCUUUUUAAAUAUGUGUACAAAGGUCAUGAUUGUGCUAAUGUUGUCAUUCAAGAACAAGGUACUUUGAAUCACGAUGAAAUUAAGACCUUUAUUAAUACAAGGUAUGUCAGCUCUCCAGAAGCAGCAUGGCGUUUGAAUGGGUUUGAAAUGCAUUAUCAAUCACAUACCAUCCAUAGAUUACCGGUGCAUCUGCCUGAAGAACAAUCAUUGUUUUUCAACCCAAAUGACAUUACCACAGCGGUACAGAGAGCUUCAAACCGUGAUAAUCAAUUGACAACUUGGUUCAAAUUAAAUCAACAAAAACAUGAAGCAAAGACCAUAUUAUAUUCUGACAUUCCUUUGCACUAUGUGUUUGACUCUGAAAAUUGUACUUGGAAAUUACGUCAACGUGGUGCAGAAAAAGUUAUUGGACGAAUGUAUUCUGUCAAUUUUACAUCAGAUACAGAGCGCAACUAUGGUCCAGGAGGAAGUGGUAAAACCUAUCUUUACAAAACCCUUCUCAGCACAGUUCGUGGACAAGGUAACAUUGCACUCCCUGUAGCCUCCACAGGUAUAGCCGCCAAUCGUCUUGAGGGUGGAAGAACAUACCACUCUCAGUUCAAAUUAUCUGUUCCGAUACUUGACAACUCAAUAUCAAAUAUGCGCCUCAAUUCUGCUGAUGCUGAAAAUUUGAGAUCAUCUACAAUACUUAUUUGGGAUGAGUGUACUAUGGCCCCCUCUACAGCUCUUGCAGUGGUCGACAAACUGCUGAAACAAAUAAUGGAUAACCACAAACUCUUUGGAGGAAAAGUUUUCUUACUUGGUGGAGAUUUUCGGCAAACACUUCCCGUGGUUCCUCAUGAUGACCGGACAAAAAUUGUCGAAGUAUGUAUAAAGUAUAAUAAACUGUGGCAAAACUUCCAAGUACUAAACCUUACAAACAAUAUCCGUUCAGUCGACACUGAAUUCAGCAACUGGUUGAUCCAACUUGGCAAUGGUGAUACACCACACAUUGAUGGCUUGCCUGAAGACAUAAUUGAAAUGCCUUCAAAAAUUUUAUGCACAGGAGAUAUCAUCAAAGACUUAUUUGGAAAAAGAAUUUCUGUUGCCGAAGUCUCAAAGAUAGCAAAAAAAUCUAUUCUUUGCCCAAAGAACUCUGAUGUUGAUACCAUAAAUGAAGAGGUGCUAAACAUUUUGGAAGGAGAUACUGUGACAUUCCUCAGCUGA